Molecule: messenger RNA, 11131 nt
Organism: Porites lobata
Lineage: Eukaryota; Metazoa; Cnidaria; Anthozoa; Scleractinia; Poritidae
Source: the annotation of a GenBank genome assembly
AUGUCCUCUUUAUCAUUCCUGGGACCAAGUCUGUUGGUUUUUGUGAUUAUAUUUCUAUGGAACUCAAGCGGUUAUGCACUUCCUCAUGAAGGAAAUUUUAAAGUUACAGGACAAGAGAAACAGUUUGACCCAGUCCCAGAUCCUGCUGGCGAAUUUUGUCAAAGAAACAAGAACCCUGCGGGGUUGGGGUUUAUUGGUGUGAAGUACGAUCUACUGAGCGGGAACCCAGAGGGUAACAAUGCUCUGGGGGGUGUUGAUCCGGGAUUUGAUAAAACCAAGAAAAUCUUAAAGCUGACCACAGAAGACGGAGAUGCAGUCCCAAUCCAGAUCUGCUACGAAGAAAGACAGUCUUGUGCAACGACCAAAUCGUCAAAGAUCUUUGGUGGAACCAAACGUUAUCAGGAGAAACUAAGCGUUGAUGUCAGUGCUGAAGGUGUGUUGUUGGCUUUUAUGCUGUAGGCUUUUGUGUAUUUUGUUCCCCACUGAAAUUAUCUACCUUAAUGAUCCAUUUUUUCCACUAAGACUUAAAAAUCUUCCGAUAAUGUUCAAUAUACAACGGCUUUUUAAUCAAUUUUAACGUAUAAGUAGUCAACGUAUACAUACAAUUUAAUGGUUUUAACUGACAGAAAGCGACAAAUAAAGCGCACUAAAAUGCUCGAAUAUUGCUUAUUAAUAAUGCUUUUGCCUCACAAUGAUACUUGAAAAAAAUGCCUCUGAAAAACCAAGGAAAAGGGGGAUGGUAUUCUAAAAAAAACCCCGCAACAGCAACAAAGCAUUUGUCGUUUUCUUCUGAGUGAGUUAGGGCCACGCUUAGGGUUGAUGAGAUGGAAGCUAUAUUACAUGGUUUUUCGGGUGGGGGAGAGGGAGUCCUAAAACGAGUAAUCACUGUCGAAUUUGUUUAUUCCAUCAAUAGGUCAUUUCCUAGUUCCCCCGGGCCUCUGUAUCAAAACGAGGUUAAGUGCCCAGCCUUUGAUGUGAAAAUGAUUUUUCAUUCUCAUGCAAAUAAAACUCAAUUCCACAAGAAAGGAUGUGCACUUGGUCUCAUUUUGAAAGUGAGGGUUUUUGGAACUCGUAAGUGGCCUAUUAUAUAUUGCUUGCUUUGAGGGUGUUUACGGUCGUUAUUGCAAGAAGGUCAAAAUAAUCACUUCCACCUAUAAUAUGCCAAUAUUGUCCUCAAGAUUUAAAGUUCUUCAUUGUACAUUGCCUUUUGAAGAAAAUUACGACAAACAUACCGUCGCAGGGAACACAGUUUGACAUUGCUCUUGAAAAUCAUGCAUUGAGACGCAGCCUACAGAACUGAUUAGUCAGUUAUCUGCUGGUAGAUAACUAACUAAUCUGUAGGUUGCGCUGAUUUGCAAAAUUAACUGUAGGUUCCUAGCAGAGUUUCUUGUCCUAGCCAAUGAGAAGUAAAGUGUAUGAUAAUGUCAGUUUUUUCACCCCUAAGAAACCAUUUAACGUUGCUUUUUCCUAACAAAAGCGCAGGCAAAGAUGGCGGGUAUCGUGAAUGCUCUCUUUUGUCAAUUCUUUUUUGUGUGUGUUAUUAUUAAUUUUAGCUUUUUAUUUGUCAUUUUUAAAACAGCUGGAUACUCCGGAUUGUUUGACUUUUCCUUCAGCUUAAGUUCAAGUAAGUUCCUUUUGUUGAAACUUUAUCGUACUCUAAGUAAUAAUAGUUAAAAACAGUUUUAUUGGCCAAAAACAUAAAAUGAAAGUAAAGUAACGAUAUCAAACAGCAAGUGAAAGUAGUUUUCUAUCUAAUGGACCAACUGUUUACAAUCUCGAUGGCUCAAUACACAUUUUAUCACCACAGCUUCUUUUAAGAGCUUUGAAAGACGACAGCCGUACUGAAAGUUGUUUCUAACUGAUUUUCCUUGCAGAGUAUGAGCAGAUGAAAAAAAAGCACUCAAAGUGGAGAAACGGUCUAUCGUGACUGCACAGAAAUCUGCAAUAAAGGUGAAGCAAGAUACCGACUCAAAUUAGUAGAAAACUACCAGUGGACACUGACCGAAGAGUUUGCUGCUGAUGUUUGUGGAUUAACAGUAAAAUUCAGGAACCGUAAAGACAAAAAGACAUACUUCGAUUUCUUGAAUUAUUGGGGAACAGUAAGUUGAAAGCAUGGUGAUAGACCUCUUUACCUGGUAUGUUUUGUUUUCCUAAUGACCCAUGGAACCUUUUUCUUUUCAUAAAUUAUGAGUGCAUAUGCACGGGAAUAAGACGAAAUAUGAAAGAAACAGUUCUUUAGAGUAUUAUAACAUAACCUUCUUUAGGAAAACAACACAUGCGAGCAUUGCCUUUAGGGAACAUGAGUUUCGAUUAAAUAAAUGUUAAAUCUUUAUUUAAUAAAGUUGAAUUACUUACAUUGAAGUAGUCUUUUGUCGUUUCUGGUCAAUUCUGGCCGUAUUUUGUUGUAAAAGCCUGGAAAUACCCUUUGUUUUGAUUCAAAGGUAGAUCAGCAUUCAUUAAAACUUGGUAACCGAACAUUCUCUUCGAAUCCUGGGGCGCGGACGCUAAGUGCGUGGAGUAUUCUUACUAGUAAAAAGUGACCCAGGGGUUUUUAGUAGAGUACUCCACGCGUUUAUCGCCCGCGCACCAGGAUUUGAAGAAAACGCUCGGUUACCAAGUUUAAAUGAACGCAUAUCGACUUCUGAAUCAAAACAAAAAGUGUUUGUAGGCUUUCUACAAUAAAUAUACGGCCAGAAUUGACCAGAAAGGACAAAAAGCUACUUUAAUGUAAAUAAUUCAACUUUAUUAAAAAACGAUUUAACCUUUAUUGAGUUGAAACCCAUGUUUCCUUUGCCCAUGAUUUAAUAUUCAUGAGACAAAAACAAAACGCUAUGAUAUCAUCGCCGUUAAUUUUUUUUUUGUUACCGCAAAGUAAUGAGAUCCCUCCUCAAAGAUGGUCAAUUCGACGCGCCCUAUACUACUCCAGGGUCUAUUGUUCACUAAACAAAAAACCUCUGCGUUGAAGGUAUCAUUUCGCGGUGGUCGAAUAUAUAAAAUUGACUGGAAAAAAAUUUGACGACGGCUCUCCUAUCUUGUUUAUCUGUCUUACCUAGCAUGUUGUAGUUAAAGUCGUACUGGGGACGAAGAAAAUCACGAGAUUCAGAAGUUCACUUCAAGAGUUCAUAUCUUACGCUUCAGAAAAUGUAAGUUUGUACAUUAGUGCACAACACACCUUAUAAGCUUAUUCCCCUAUUGUUGGAUUGUGGAUAGGGUAGAAUUUUUUAAUCAUUCGAUUUCAUCUUUCUUUGUUUUUUCCUUUCUGGAAAAAAAAACUAGAGCAAUCACUCACGCUAAGGAAGUGUUACAGUUUUUCUACUAAGUUGUAAACAGCCUAUGAACGGCUAGUAAAACUAGGUUUAACUAAUACAGUCAAAUCCCGUUUUACGGGCACCCGCUUAAUAAGGACAGUUAACAUUGUCCCUGGGGAAAAAAAGCCUUUACAUUUUCUUUUAAUUAAUCUCUCUUAAUAUGGGCACUUUCUAUGGCUCCCUCUUGGUCCGUAUUAACGAGGUUUGAUUGUACGAGUAAACUCUCAGAACAUACAAAGUGUUGACAACUAGUAGAUCAUAAUAACUGCCUUGCAAGAAUUCGCUAAAAACCGUUUCUCCCAAAAGUCGAUUUGCCAGACGACGUGUCGCCCGGACUUAUUUGACUCGCCCGAUGACUUUCAACACUCUCCUGCUCGACGUGCAGUCACUGUCUUUACGGUUAUUUUUUUGUCAGGCUUAAAGAACGACAAAUUCAUAUUGGGCGAAUCGACUUAAGUCCGGGUGAACUGUCCGCGGGCGAAAAGGACCGAAUGCCCCGUUGAGAAAGAGUCUAUUACAUUCCGUCUACGUUGCUCGUGCAUAGAAACAAUUGCCAAGCUUUAGUUUUUGCUUAAGCAGAAAACUUAAACAAGUUUUUAUAUGAUCUUCUUUAACAUGGCAUGUUAGCUUGACCCUUAAAAGUGAUUUGUCCGUACACAAUUUUCACACUAGUUGACAGUUAUCAGUUUUGCCGAAUGUGCAUAGAUAAACCUUCAGUUACCCAGUUCCAUGCUUAAAAAAACGUUGUAGGGUGUUUUUUUUUAGAUUUCCUUCCAAGAUGUGUUUCACAAUCGGCUAUCCUUUUGUUAAGCUAUAAUAACUGUUUGCUAAUCUAUGUUUGUCAAUCUUUCUCUGUCAAUCUAUCUGUUUCGCAACCCGCAGCCUAUCCUUUUGUUGUGCUCUUUUCUUGCCUCGAUCGUAUUAUUAGAUUGCCAUACAAUCCAAGUUGAACUGUUUUUUAUGGUCUAUAAAAAAUUUCAGGCUACCAACAGUUUUUCCGUGUCCGGAGGUUAUGCAGGUUUUAAGGCAUCAGCGAGCGUUGACGUCAAUAAAUUUGAGGAAUCAGAGGAGAGUAAAAAAGAUUUUGGAGAAGAACAACUUACUUAUAAUAUCGGUGGAGACAGUCUUCCUGAACCGAUUCAGGUGACCUUAAUGGGAAUCGAAGAGACGCUGACGCCGACGUUUUGGAGCAAUUUAGAAGAGCUGAAGAAAAAGAGAUCAUGCAAAAAGAUGACGCUUACAAAACUUGGAAAGUUUUUAAGGAACAUGAGACAAGCGAUCAAGCAAUACCCGAAAGAAAUGCACGUCAAGCGAGCUAAAGGUGUUUAUACUAUCCAUUUACACCUUGAUGUUAUGAAUCAGUAGCAAACAUCUUUAGUGCUGUACUAGGCUUAUCAGUCAUGAUCAGAGGGUAUUCAGUUUACAAGUACCAGUUCUUUUUUUCAUCAACAGAGUCUAGAUUUUGUUGAAUCAAGUAAGAUCAGGGUCUGGAAUUUGCAUGGCUUCAAUUCAUUUGAAUUUAAAAGUAGUUUUUAUUCUUGUAGAAUUAGUUACCUUUAAAACUGGUUACUUAAAAAAAAUUGAUGUCGUAGUUAGUGUAUUAUUGUAAACACUUAUAUCAAUUGCUUGGCUUAAGUGCUGACUAGUCAACAUUCGAAGUUAACUAUAUAUCGUUACCCUCUAGCCUAAAAAGAGGGGUGGCGAAUGGUACCUCGAAAAACGUGGGUCUCGGAAAAUUUUGGCAGGAUCUCGAAAUCUCGGAAGCGUUUUUGAUAAAUCUCGAAGUUUCGUUUUUUCAUGGUUUGUUUUUACUUUUUUUGAGUCUCGAAACUUUUCACCAAAGAGUCUCGGGCUCGGAUUUCUAACUAGGAUCUCGGCGUCUCGGCGGGUCUCGGAUUUUACCAUUGGCCACCCCUAAAAAGCGAUGCUGUUCAAGACUCUUAAAGCACUUACUUAUUAAUAGUUGAGCGACUUACAAGUACCGAAAAUGAUAAAGACAGUGCAGUAAUUUGCGCAGAUGCCGAGCUUACGCGCGAUGUGACGCGGAAAGAUUUAUCAUUUCUCUCAUCCAACGGUAUACUGGCAACUGAAACUCUUCGUUAUCCCCGGCGGCCAUGUUGUGUCUUUUUUAGCAGGCAGCAAAUCGGGUUCUUGGAGGGCGUUGCGCGCGGAAAAUUGACGGAUGGUGUGUCACACAAAAAAGUCGAGCAAAAUGCUCCCGCUACUAAUAGCCUGUUCCAGGCUCCGAGAUAGUCGGGUCCGCUGAAUUUAGAACACAAAAAUAAAACGGGAGGAAAGUGGGGAGAGGAGGGGCCCGCCACGCUACCUUUUCCCGUCCCUUUUUCUCGUUCCGUGGAAUAUGACAGUUCGAAGGUCCUUUGAAUGUAAUAUAGCAAUAAAAGAAACAACCAACUAAAAGCAAUUUAGUGUCAUUGGGAGUUAUAUAUAUUUUUUAAACCUGCACUAGGAACCAUUUUUGAGGACUUCAACACAGUCAAUUCAAAGGUAAUUGUUAAUCAGUCUAUUUUCUCUGCAGAUAAUCCCAUGGAACUUCAGCUUUCCUGGCCAUCUGGAUAUUACUCGCUGUUUGCUGCUACCCAUGACACCUCCUUAACAAAGGUGUGCCCUCAGGGAAUUGGAUUCCAGUGGCGGCAUGGCAGUAUAACAGACCAAAAUCAUAUUAUAUUUAAAUCAUUACCAACCUUAAUGGCGUCGUUAAAGAUUAACAUUAAGCAGAUUGGAAAGACUGGAGAUUGGGAAAAUUUUGGCGGUGUGAAGUACGAAUUCUGCACAAAGACACAAGACCCUGGCAGCCAAUACUUCAGCCAAGACUGGCCUAAAGGAAGAUACUGUAUCUUACGAAAGAGUAGGAUCACUAGAGAACCAAAAUGUCCAAGACGUAAGUUAGAUCUUUUGUAUUAUUGUUGAUGAGCCGAUAGAAUUCCUUUGACUUGGGGUCAUGAGAACCUUGCUUUUUAAGCUUAACCCAUUCGCUCCUGGAGAUUUUGCCGAAAAACACGUUUUGAAGCUAGUCUAGUGGUUUUCUGGUCACUGUCGUGCUAUAAAGAGCUAAAACUUACCACAAACCGGUUUACAGGCCGUACACUUCGCGGCCUUCUGAUCCAGAUGCAAAAUACCAGCUUGCGAAGUUCGGGCAUGCACAGAAAGCAAAAUUUGGGUUUAAAAGUGACACAGCAGUCUUGACUUUUACUUUUCGCUUUCGCUCCUCCCCUCUUUUUUUGCUUUUCUUGCCUCAUUUUUUUUUUCUCUUGCUGGGCAUUUAGUAGGCUUCGUUUUGGUGGGAAGAGUUUUUAGAAAAGCUUUUAGGAUCUUAGGAUUAGGUGAAAGGAAAGGUAGGUGAGCAAUGGAACAAGAUUUUCAUGGAGAUUUUCAGGUCAAUGUCACAUGAUUUUUUGCUUCUUUCUCCGGUGUCCUUGACUCAAUUGUGCUCAUUCUGGUAUGGUUUGAAAGAUCUCUUCACUCUGCACAAGUUAGCAGACAAAGUUUCCUUGAUUGUUAAAACUGAUGACGUCACAAAGGGUAGAAAGGACGCGAAUCCGCACGGGCGGUUACAGGCGGUUCAGGGGUGAAUGGGUUAAUUAUAGUUUACACUGCCUUUCGGUUCUUUGUUCUUGCACGUUUCGGUCUGCUACCUUCUUACAUCGUACCCAGAUAUCACAUUGUCUACCCUGGGUACCAGAGGUUUUUUCUCGCGUGCGACGGGGAGCUUCAUUUUUUUCGGCCGCAGGCCGAAGACACGAGCGGCGAAGCGCGAGUCACUUUUUAAGACUUGACCGAGACCGGAAACCGCGCAUGAAAAGCCUCUGGCACCCAGGGUACAUUUUGUCUUACAGUACGCUGAAAAAUGAGAUCGCCGGAUCGUGUGUCAAACCACACCGCCUCCCUAAUAUUUCGCCUUUGUUUUUUAAUCAUCAGAUUUCGAAGCUGCUUCUGUGAUGUGGAUUGAUGAAUUGGAUUACGGAGCAUUUGAAGACUCUCUGAGACCUCCGUUGAAAAAAGGAACAUACCCUGAUGGCUCAUUCGAAAGUAAAAAACACUUGAAAAUAGAAUUCUGUUGCAGGCAGGAUGGCUUUGUCGACAACGGAAUCCAUUUACCUCUCGGUAAGGUUCCUUUUACUUUGUUUAGAUCUGGUGUAAAGGAGGUUUAAUAUCGUGGAUAAAACACUGGUAUCAAAGUGGGCCUGGUGGGGAUGAAAAAUACUGUAACACAAGAGCAAGAGAAAAUGAAAAGAUCGAGUUGAUAAUUGCAGGCGGACUGGUCAUUAUUACAUCUAUUUCAUUGUAUUUUGAAAUCACUGGUGAUCCUUGCAAUCCGAUUGGCUCUUAGCAGUGUGAUUUGCUUUCCAUUUCGGUUUUGAGCGAAAUUUGUUGGUAGUUUCACCUUUUUAAAAGGAAUAUUUUUUUGUAAACGAAAACGGAAAGAGAACUCAUCACACUUUGUAAGCGAAGGUUGUUGAAAUUACCGAACAAUCUUCUACAACCCAACACAAUUCAAAAAUUCCAUUCCGAUUGGCUAACAAACUCGCUAUCUACCAUUUACAGCAUGGCCAGAAAAGGGCCGGAUAUCACAAAAACCAAAUCCCGUAAAUCCUAUAACAUAUAGAUUUAGCCAGGGCUAAAAGCGAAGCCUCCGUUUAUAUACUUAUGAUAAAAGCAAUCAAAUUUGAACUAAUAACAUGAACUCUACGCCAGAAAAAGAGAAAUCUUCAAAUUCCUUCUUAAUUUUAGGAGCCUUCAGCAUCAGUUUACCUCUAGAGGGAGGGGUUAAAUGAUUAAGAAAGAAUAUCCCUCAAACGCACCUGAAAUGAAAAAAAAACUCUCCCAGCCAGCUAAAAGACGUAUAUUCACAGGAUAAAAAUCACUAUGCAUCAAGUCCGAUCACAGAUAGAAUUCUUCCAAACUACGUAUACAUCAUCGAACCACCCCCCACCCAGCCUCGUACCCAGGCCAGUUCGCGCUAUCCGAGUUACACGACAAGAUUGAUAGGUGACGUCACAUCCGUAAUCGCCGAGGACGACUGGGAACGAGGCUGUCACCCACCAAAUACACCACAUCCCUUUGCGAAGUUAUAGGUCUUUCCAGUAGCAGCAAUUUGUAGGUUACGAUAUCUAUAAUGGAAAGUUUUUACCGUUUCGAUACUAAUAAGUAUAAUUCUUACAUAAACUGCGCAGUACGUGCUCAGGUGUUGUGCAGUGCAUACACUACAAAUUAUAAACGUUACAACUACUAUACAGUCGACUCCCGAUAACUCGAACCUUCAAGGGAAAUCUUUAAAAGUUCGAGUUAUCGGGAGUUCGAGUUUUCGGGAGCUCGAAGCAAUAGCCGGAAGUAAGGGAAAACCAGUUUUUACUGUACAGUGAACAUUUUUAUCAUAUUUAAUUGUACAAAUGUUAAGCGAAAAAUGAAAGAUACUUCUAGAUUAUAAAUCAGAAUGUAACGUAAACAACUUAGCUUAAAUAGAGCAUGCGUUUUACUGUUUUGAGUAGUAAAGCUGUUUCACGUUAGAUUUGGGACAAACUUAACAUCAGCCUUCACUAGUAAACUAUAUGCCUACAACACGUUAAUGGGAAAUUCAAAAUCAACGUUUCGGACGACUGUACACUGUUCUUUUUUCCCGACUUUUUAAGCGCUCAAAACAUGGUUAGAGUUAUCGAGGAUAAAAUGAUAUCGAAAUGAUCUGAGGGGAAACAAAAAUUACUUCGAGUUAGCGGGAGGUUCGAGUUAUUGGGAGUCAACUGUACUUAAACUUUAAAAAAAAAAGACAUGCAAACUCAAGCUCGAAAAACCGACGAGUCUGUUAUUAGAAGAAAGGAGAACUCUUUCGUAUUUAGAAAAGCUGAAGUUUACUUUUUUCAGCGAGAAUAGAAAGUGUAAACAAACGCAUAAACUUCAUUACCAACCUGAAAUUUCUUCAACAACGUCGGUGCCUUGGUUAGUCCAAAAUAAACCAAGCACUCAGCCGUAAAGAAAACAAGGUGGAAUUCCUAGAAUGACAAUUUCGUAUCGAAAAGCUUUCGUUUGUCCACAAAAAGGAAACUGAGUAUUCUUUUGAACUUUCUCUUUCCAUUUUUGUCUUUCGUCGGUGUAUUUUCAACCAUUAAAUGCAAAACUUUGAAAACUCUUUGGUAAGCGCACGCCAGCCAUUUUGUUGAAAAUGUAUGUCCUCCACUAAGGCGUCAAAUCCGUUUCAUCCCAUAUCCCCUAAAAACUACCAAACAUAUGCUCACUUGACAGAUUCUGAUUGGUCAAAAAUUUCUUAAGCCUUUUGGAACAGUAGGAAUAAAACUCUCUAGCGGAGUGGGAGGAAUUCGUAUCUAUUGAGAUCUACCCUGAAACAACGUACGGUAACGUCAAAACCAAAUUUUCUCACGUCGAUAGACUCCCGUAUUUCCUUAGCAUUGGGGCUCCGCCGCGCGCUUUGCGAGCGGAGGCUCCGCUAUUAUACACUGUUUUGAAGAAAAUAACGACAAAUACACCGCGACGCGCGCAAUACCAGGGGAAAGGAGAAAAAUGUACAACUGACAUUGCCCUUGGAAACCAUGCAUUGCGGGCGCAACCUUCAGAUUAGUCCUGGAUUUACGCUGAUUUCCAAAAUUAGCCAACAGGAAGACAGAUAGUGAGUACAAGAUAUUCAGUUGUGUUUACUUCCUCACCGACGCAGCAGUACAGUUUCAUUCAUUCAUUUUCACUCCUGUUUAAAUUUAAAACCGUUUUCAUCGCAAUUUCUCUGGUAAAACAUGCAAGAGCACCUUUAUUAAGCAAUAUUUUUGUUUAAGAAAACUUAACUUUACUUAACAUUAUAAUAGCCUAAGUUUUGUAUUGUCAAUCAUUUUUGCAUUGUUUCAAAUUCAUAGACAACCCGUUUAUAUUGAUGAAAGUUCAAGGAUUCCCAUGCCAAAAGGUUUGUGGUGCACGUAAAGGAGAAUGGUCGAUCAAAACCGGAACGUUAGAUGACCCAUUCGCUAAGGAAUCAGUUAUUAACGGCACCAUCAAACCAGCUGGAAGUACUUCUCGUCAGGCAGUGCAGCUACGUUUCUGCUAUUAUGCGAAAAUGAAGGGCGGUUUGUACCUACCAAAUGUUGCGUUCGACCAAUCUCCAUCUCAGCUCUCUCUCCUUUUCGACUCCUUGAAGCAAGUUGGCAUCAUUGAUGUCAUUCGCCCCUGCAAAAUCUGCGGGAAAGACAGAUUCAUUAAAUCAACGACCGUUGUCCCAUACAUUCUUACUCCAAUCUAUUGCAGGAGUUCGUUUUAUUACAUUACACUCAAACCUCAAUUAAGCGGCCAACAUCGGGGUAGAGACACGACUUGCAUUAAAAGCUGUAUCACAAUUAAUACAUGCUGCACGGUGUCAAAACCUACUUUAUUAAUAAUUUAAACACCUUUACAAAUAGAAAAAUUCACUGCACUUCCUUUCUGUCCCUUAUCCGUUUGCAGCUAAAUUCUUGAAGCUUGUGUUCGUUGAGACUCGUGUGAAGGCGAGUACCGCUGAAAGAGAAUGUCAAAGUAAAGGAGGUCAUCUAGCUAGCAUCCACAGUCAGGAAGAAAAUCAAAAAAUCAAACAGAUGGUCGGAUCAGGAUCAAUGGCCUGGAUUGGCUUGAAGAGGAGAACCGUGCAAAACAGACCGUGGAUCUGGACUGACGGCACUGAGCUACACUUCGGGGAGUGGAAGCCCGACGUUACUGACGAUAAAAAUUUUGUUUCCAUUAGUGGAGACGAUGGCUCAUGGGAGGCAAAGACUAAAGAUCCUAAGCUUCCUUUCGUAUGCAAAGUGAUUAACUCUUGUCCAGAUGAAAAUGAGUGA